AUGCUGAAGCAGAGACAGAAAGAUAUCUUAAAAUCAAGUAAAAAACUCGCUGCAUGGAAUCAUUUGUUACAUUCUGAGGACACCAUGCAAGAAGUGAAAUGGCGGCUGGAAGAUGAAAAACAGUUUGAUAAAGAAAAUAUGUCAACUGAGAAAGAUUUCCAGACUGCGUAUGAGAAAGAGAUGAAACUGAUGAAAAAAGAAGAAAGUCUUGCUGCUGUUUUAUACAAGCAGUGGAUUCUCUCAUGGAAAGAUAUCAGCAAUUCUCUUUUUCAAAAAUUCUGA
Messenger RNA from Paracoccidioides brasiliensis Pb18, 282 nucleotides. RefSeq lists its product as uncharacterized. The coding region runs from base 1 to 282 and encodes 93 amino acids. The transcript has 2 exons. The record is from RefSeq and is a predicted model, not a curated record.